This is a messenger RNA of Paramecium sonneborni, 1247 nucleotides long. The record is from the annotation of a GenBank genome assembly. NCBI's taxonomy places the organism in Eukaryota, Ciliophora, Oligohymenophorea, Peniculida, Parameciidae.
GUUUCUAUCCUAACAUGUGGCAAUUAGUAAAAUAAAAAUAGAAAACAAGCUUGUAAACUAAUAAAAACAAUAUGUAUUUCAUCAUAAUAUGAGGAUUUUACAAAUAAUUAAGAAAUGUAUUUAAACAAUCUUAUUUAGAGUUAUUUGUUAUAACAAAAAUUCUUAUAGUUGCCCUUAGUACAAUUUUACUUUAAGAAAGCUAAUACGAAAAUUAAAAUUGAAGAAUUUACCUUUAAUAAUGCAAAUUAUAGAUAAAAACAAGUAUUAUUUCAAUUUUCAUUAGAUUAAUGGUUGGAAUAUCAAAUGGUGAUGCUCAAAUAUUUGAUCUUACUACUAUAAAGUUAAUUAAAAUACUUGUUGGUCAUGCUUAUCAAAUUCUACAAAUGAUACCAUUUGCAGAUUAAUAUUUGAUUACUUUAUGCCAUAAUAAAGAAGCAAGAAUAUGGAAUUCUAGGAAUUUUUAACUUUUAUUCAAAGUUAAUCAUUAAAUUGCUGUUAAAAAUAUAUUCUUUUCUAAAGAUGGUUAAAAAGUUAUAUUAAUAGCAUAUGAUGGGUCAAUUAAAGUAAUUUUCAUGAUAUCUUAGGUAUACAAAACUUAAACAGGAGAAUUUAUAAAUUAAAUAAAUCACAAUUAAUAAUAAGUUUAUUAUUGUAAUUUUUUUUAACCUAUUGAUUAAUGCUUAAUAGGCUAUUCAAACAAAUAAGAGAAGUAAAUUAAAAAAUGCUAUAUUACUAGUACAAUUCUCAUAUGGGAUAUAACUGAUUAAACAAAUAAGGUAAUCUUCUAAAGAUUAUAGAAAAGGAUUAAGAAUGCUUAUUUCAAUUCAAAAAGUAAAUAUUUAUUUAAUCCAAAGAUUUUGAUUUGGUUUUGGUUUUUACAAAUUCUUCCUAAAUAAUUAUAUAUAAUUUAUUGACCUAAGCAAUUAAAGCAGAAAUCUUAGGAUUAUAGAAUUAGAUUGUCUUUUUAGAUUUUACUAAAAACAAUCAUCUUAUUAUUUGUGACUCAAAUAAUAUUGUAGUAUAGUAAUUAUAGUUAUUAAUUAAGUUCUGACACAGGAAAAUUUAAAUAAUAAUUAAAUACAUUUAUUGAUAUUUAGAUUAGAUAUUUGAAGAUCUUAGCAAAUUUAAAUCAUGUUGUUAAUACAAAAAAUGAGUAAAACAACAUUUAAAACAUAACUCAAGAUGAAUAAAUAAACAAAAGUGAGAUAUGGCUUUAAACUCCCUCUUAUUUUUCAGCUAUAAGAUGA